AUGGCAUCGCUCGUGGCAAAGUUCGUGGGGAAAAAGAUCUUGGGGGAGACGAUCGAAAAUAAGUUUGGUAAAACGGACCCAUACUUUGAGACCGUUCCCGCAACUCGCCUAGAUGGCAAGCCCAGCAGGAGCGGAAGAACCAAGAAGCGCAAGAAGGCGCUGCCACCGGGCAUCUCUGAUCAUGACGCCAUGGUUUUGACCAAGGUGAAGAGACGAGCCUACCGACUCGACAUGUGCCUUUUCAACUUUGCCGGGAUGAGUUUUGGCUGGGGAACUGUGCUGGGUUUUAUUCCUGCAUUCGGUGACGCUCUUGAUGCGCUACUUGCCCUCAUGGUAAUGCGAACAUGCGCUGGCAUAGAGGGCGGGUUGCCGAACGGUGUCAAAAUCAAAAUGCUGUUCAACAUCGUGUUGGAUUUCUUUGUUGGUCUCGUGCCCGUCCUUGGCGAUCUGGCAGACGCUGCUUUCCGUGCCAACACUCGCAAUGCCGUGCUCCUCGAAGAGCAUCUCAGAGAAAAAGGAAAGAUUCGUCUAAGGAAGGCUGGCCAGGCUUUCCCAGCUGUUGAUCCAAGCGAAGCCGAUGAGUUCGACAGGAUGGAGAGGGAGAUUGCUUCACGCCCGCCCUCCCGUCAACCUUCUCGGGAGAACUCUCGAAACAAUAGACACGACUCACACCGCCCACGCCCCCCACGAGAACCAGAGCCAUCUCAUGCCCGAGAAAGUCGCGGGUGGUUCGGUCGGAAGACAUCGCGUCCACACGAUGUGGAAAUGGGACAAGUGCACGAUUCACGAUACGAUACCCGCAGAGGGGACCGCAGAGGUCGG
This is a messenger RNA of Clonostachys rhizophaga, 822 nucleotides long. NCBI's taxonomy places the organism in Eukaryota, Fungi, Ascomycota, Sordariomycetes, Hypocreales, Bionectriaceae. The record is from the annotation of a GenBank genome assembly.